AUGACUACUCUCCUCCUACUGGGCUGCCUAUCCAUGGCCUUACCAUACACCGGGUGUGGUGAGCCGGUAUCUCCGUUUAAUGUCCUGAAAGAUAGAGUGGACUGUAUGGAAAAGCAGCUGGGCAAGAUUGUAACCCCGGAAGAGGCCCUCAGUGCAACAAAUGCAAAACUGAAGUUACAGGUAGCAAGAGUAGACUCACUGAGGCAAGAGAAUGAAGGUACAUCUAAUAAGGUAGCAGCUCAGGAGGCCGAGCUCAAUGCUACAGAGGAAGACCUGGAGGCGCAGAAAGUUGAAGUGGGUAGACUGAGAGGCUUGGAAGAAAACCUGAACUCUCUAGAGCAGCAGCAGCUGGAUGGACAAAGAGUGUUGGUGGCCAGGCUCAAUGCCACGAAGUCAGAGCUGGAAGCUGAAGUGCAGGAGCUGAAGAGAGACAACAGAGCAAACGUGGCGUUGAAAGGAGUGGCUGCUCAGUCAUCUCUAUAUGGAAUCGGUGAAGCUUCAAAUGCCAUUGAUGGGAAUAGAGAACCUGAAUAUGACAAACGAUCCUGCAGCCACACUCAGGAUGACACCAACCCCUGGUGGAGAGUGGACCUGCUGGAUGUGUACAGAGUGACAGCUGUCACCAUCACCAACAGAGGAGACUGCUGUUCUGAGAGGCUGAAUGAUGCUGAGAUCCGCAUCGGUAACUCUCUGGAGAACAAUGGCAUCAACAACCCCAGAUGUGUUGUCAUCUCCCACAUCCCAGCAGGAGAGUCCAACACGUUCCAGUGUAAUGAGACGGACGGUCGCUUUGUUGUUGUGGUCAUCCCUGGACAGAACAAGAUUCUCACUCUGUGUGAGGUGGAAGUAUAUGGCACUCCUGCAGUAAAUGUAGCGGUGAAAGGAGUGGCCACCCAGUCAUCACUGUAUGGGGAUGGCCAGGCUAACAAUGCCAUUGAUGGCAACAGAGAAUCAAACUAUCACAAAAGAUCCUGCACACACACUCAACAGGAGACCAACCCCUGGUGGAGAGUGGACCUGCUGGAUGUGUACAGAGUGACAGCUGUCACCAUCACCAACAGAGGAGAUGUUGUUCCUGAGAGACUUGAUGAUGCUGAGAUCCGCAUCGGUAACUCUCUGGAGAACAAUGGCAUCAACAACCCCAGAUGUGUUGUCAUCUCCCACAUCCCAGCAGGAGAGUCCAACACGUUCCAGUGUAAUGAGAUGGACGGUCGCUAUGUUGUUGUGGUCAUCCCUGGACAGAACAAGAUUCUCACUCUGUGUGAGGUGGAAGUAUAUGGCACUCCUGCAGUAAAUGUAGCGGUGAAAGGAGUGGCCACCCAGUCAUCACUGUAUGGGGAUGGCCAGGCUAACAAUGCCAUUGAUGGCAACAGAGAAUCAAACUAUCACAAAAGAUCCUGCACACACACUCAACAGGAGACCAACCCCUGGUGGAGAGUGGACCUGCUGGAUGUGUACAAAGUGACAGCUGUCACCAUCACCAACAGAGGAGAUGUUGUUCCUGAGAGACUUGAUGGUGCUGAGAUCCGCAUCGGUAACUCUCUGGAGAACAAUGGCAUCAACAACCCCAGAUGUGUUGUCAUCUCCCACAUCCCAGCAGGAGAGACCAACACGUUCCAGUGUAAUGAGAUGGACGGUCGCUAUGUUGUUGUGGUCAUCCCUGGACAGAACAAGAUUCUCACUCUGUGUGAGGUGGAAGUAUAUGGCACUCCUGCAGUAAAUGUAGCGGUGAAAGGAGUGGCCACCCAGUCAUCACUGUAUGGGGAUGGCCAGGCUAACAAUGCCAUUGAUGGCAACAGAGAAUCAAACUAUCACAAAAGAUCCUGCACACACACUCAACAGGAGACCAACCCCUGGUGGAGAGUGGACCUGCUGGAUGUGUACAAAGUGACAGCUGUCACUAUCACCAACAGAGGAGAUGUUGUUCCUGAGAGACUUGAUGGUGCUGAGAUCCGCAUCGGUAACUCUCUGGAGAACAAUGGCAUCAACAACCCCAGAUGUGUUGUCAUCUCCCACAUCCCAGCAGGAGAGACCAACACGUUCCAGUGUAAUGAGAUGGACGGUCGCUAUGUUGUUGUGGUCAUCCCUGGACAGAACAAGAUUCUCACUCUGUGUGAGGUGGAAGUAUAUGGCACUCCUGCAGUAAAUGUAGCGGUGAAAGGAGUGGCCACCCAGUCAUCACUGUAUGGGGAUGGCCAGGCUAACAAUGCCAUUGAUGGCAACAGAGAAUCAAACUAUCACAAAAGAUCCUGCACACACACUCAACAGGAGACCAACCCCUGGUGGAGAGUGGACCUGCUGGAUGUGUACAGAGUGACAGCUGUCACCAUCACCAACAGAGGAGAUGUUGUUCCUGAGAGACUUGAUGGUGCUGAGAUCCGCAUCGGUAACUCUCUGGAGAACAAUGGCAUCAACAACCCCAGAUGUGUUGUCACCUCCCACAUCCCAGCAGGAGAGACCAACACGUUCCAGUGUAAUGAGAUGGACGGUCGCUAUGUUGUUGUGGUCAUCCCUGGACAGAACAAGAUUCUCACUCUGUGUGAGGUGGAAGUAUAUGGCACUCCUGCAGUAAAUUUAGCGGUGAAAGGAGUGGCCACCCAGUCAUCACUGUAUGGGGAUGGCCAGGCUAACAAUGCCAUUGAUGGCAACAGAGAAUCAAACUAUCACAAAAUGUCCUGCACACACACUGCACAGGAGACCAACCCCUGGUGGAGAGUGGACCUGCUGGAUGUGUACAGAGUGACAGCUGUCAGCAUCACCAACAGAGGAGACUGCUGUUCUGAGAGGCUGAAUGAUGCUGAGAUCCGCAUCGGUAACUCUCUGGAGAACAAUGGCAUCAACAACCCCAGAUGUGUUGUCACCUCCCACAUCCCAGCAGGAGAGUCCAACACGUUCCAGUGUAAUGAGAUGGACGGUCGCUAUGUUGUUGUGGUCAUCCCUGGACAGAACAACAUUCUCACUCUGUGUGAGGUGGAAGUAUAUGGCACUCCUGCAGCUACAGGCAUAAAUGUAGCGUUGAAAGGAGUGGCCAGCCAGUCAUCACCGAAUGGGUAUGGCAAUGCUCACAAUGCCGUUGAUGGGAACAGAGAAUCAAACUAUCACAAAAGAUCCUGCACACACACUCAACAGGAGACCAACCCCUGGUGGAGAGUGGACCUGCUGGAUGUGUACAAAGUGACAGCUGUCAGCAUCAUCAACAGAGGAGAUGUUGUUCCUGAGAGACUUGAUGGUGCUGAGAUCCGCAUCGGUAACUCUCUGGAGAACAAUGGCAUCAACAACCCCAGAUGUGUUGUCAUCUCCAACAUCCCAGCAGGAGAGACCAACAGCUUCCAGUGUCCUGAGAUGGAGGGUCGCUAUGUUGUUGUGGUCAUCCCUGGACAGAACAAGAUUCUCACUUUGUGAGGUGGAGGGUUACAGCAUUCUUGCAUGUAAUUAUCUGCAACUAUCUUCACUUCUCACAUGAAGCGUUAGGUGUGUGUAGUUCACACUAGAUCAGAACAUUCAGUGCCUUCAAGAAAGUAUACACACCCCUUAACUUUGAUAUUUAAAUAGAUUUGUCUUCUUUUUUUGUCAAUGAUCUACACAAAAUACUCUGUCAGUGGAAGAAAAAUUUGAAGUGAGAACCAUUUUACCUUUUAGAUGGUUUUUCCUAGAACUGAUGAACAGUUCAAUCAGCCUUAUUACCCUUUAAAAUGUUAUUAUUUAUGACAAUACAUUACAUACAGAACCAGUCAAAGGUUUGGACACACCUACUCAUUCCAGGGUUCUUCUUUAUUUUGACUAUUUUCUACAUUGUUGCAUAAUAGUGAAGACAUCAAAACUAUGAAAUAACACAUAGAAUUUUGUAUUAACCAAAAAAGUGUUGAACAAAUCCAAAUAUAUUUUAUAUUUGAGAGUCUUCAAAGUAGCCGCCCUUUGCCUUGAUGACAGCUUUGCACACUAAUAACUCAAUAAGAAUAACAAUAACGAGGCUACAGUCGUGGCCAAAAGUCUUGAAUGACACAAAUAUUAAUUUUCACAAAGUCUGCUGCUUCAGUUUGUAUGAUGGCAAUUUGCAUAUACUCCAGAAUGUUGUGAAGCAUGAUCAGAUGAAUUGGAAUUCAUUGCAAAGUCCCUCUUUGCCAUGCAAAUGAACUGAAUCCCCAAAAAUCAUUUCCACUGCAUUUCAGCCCUGCCACAAAAGGACCAGCUGACAUCAUGUCAGUGAUUCUCUCGUUAACACAGGUGUGAGUGUUGACGAGGACAAGGCUGGAGAUCACUCUGUCAUGCUGAUUGAGUUUGAAUAACAGAUUGGAAGCUUCAAAAGGAGGGUGGUGCUUAGAAUCAUUGUUCUUCCUCUGUCAAUCAUGGUUACCUGCAAGGAAAAACGUGCUGUCAUCAUUGCUUUGCACAAAAAUAUUUGCCAGUAAGAUUACACCUAAAUCAACCAUUUAUUGGAUCAUCAAGAACUUCAGGGAGAGCGGUGCAAUUGUAGUGAAGAAGGCUUCAGGGUGCCCAAGAAAGUCCAGCAAGCGCCAGGACCGUCUCCUAAAGUUGAUUCAGCUGCGAGAUCGGGGCAUCACCAGUACAGAUCUUGCUCAGGAAUGGCAGCAGGCAGGUGUGAGUGCAUUUGCACGCACAGUGAGGUGAAGACUUUUGGAGAAUGGCCUGGUGUCAAGAUGGGCUGCAAAGAAGCCACUUCUCUCCAGGAAAAACAUCAGGGACAGACUGAUAUUCUGCAAAGGUACAGGGAUUGGACUGCUGAGGACUGAGGUAAAGUCAUUUUCUCUGAAUCCCCUUUCCGAUCGUUUGGGGCAUCUGGUAAAUAGCUUGUCCGGAGAAGACAAGGUGAGCGCUACCAUCAGUCCUGGGUCAUGCCAACAGUAAAGCAUCCUGAGACCAUUCAUGAGAUUACAUGAACCCUUCUCAGCCAAGGGAAUGGGCUCACUCACAAUUUGCCUAACAACACAGCCAUGAAUAAAGAAUGGUACCAACACAUCCUCCGGGAGCAACUUCUCCCAACCAUCCAGGAACAGUUUGGUGACGAACAAUGCCUUUUCCAGCAUGAUGGAGCACCUUGCCAUAAGGCAAAAGUGAUAAUUAAGUGGCUCGGGGAACAAAACAUCGAUAUUUUGGGUCCAUGGCCAGGAAACUCCCCAGACCUUAAUCCCAUUGAGAACUUGUGGUCAAUCCUCAAGAGGCGGUUGGGCAAACAAAAACCCACAAAUUCUGACGAACUCCAAGCAUUGAUUAUGCAAGAAUGGGCUGCCAUUAGCCAGGAUGUGGCCCAGAAGUUAAUUGCCAGGGCGGAUUGCAGAGGUCUUGGAAAAAGAAGGGUCAACACUGCAAAUAUUGACUCUGCAUCAACUUUAUGUAAUUGUCAAUAAAAGCCUUUGACACUUAUGAAAUUAUUGUAAUUAUACUUCAGUAUUCCAUAGUAAGAUCUGACAGAAUUAUCUAAAGACACUGAAGCAGCAAACUUUGUGGAAAUUAAUAUUUUUGUCAUUCUCAAGACUUUUGGCCAUGACUGUAGAUGAAGGGGAGGUGACAGGUUAAAGAAUAAUUUAAGAUAAUUGAGACAUGGAUUGUAUGUGUGCUAUUCAGAGGGUGAAUGGGCAAGACAAACAAUUUAAGUGGGUUUCAACUGGCGAGUCAACUGUGAGGCUUGCAGAAUGCUGAGAAUCAACCGGGGCAUCGCCAUCUGGUGGUCUCUAAAGAGAACAGGCUCAGAGUCAUUGGGACUGCAUGUUUGAGGUAACAUCAACCCAACCUCUUGCCUGCAAAAAGGCUAUUUGGACACUCCUGGUGCAAAACAAUAUUUUAUUUCAGAAUUGGAAAAAAAUGGUUUAGGGUUAGUUUCAGGGUUAUAUUUUGCAGGUCAGGAAUGUCCUUAUAGCCUCUCCCUCUUGCCUGGAGAAAUAUGCCCUGGGCCAUAGCCACGGGAAGUAGGGGUGCUGAGGUUGCAGCAGCACCCCCUAAAAAAAUGUGACACUUAUUUUUCUCACAAAAAAAUAGUGCACUGGGCCUGUAUUAGUUCAGUAUUAGUGGACAGAUGAUAGCCUUUGACGUAAAUUUGACAAAGCUGGAUCCCUUCUGAAGCGUGACAUUUUUAUUUCCAAAAGAAUGUAGGUCUAGAAGAGAUCUAACAAGUGCAGCGUUUCUCAAACUAGGUCAUUACAUUUUUUGCCCGAGCAGUACACAGCUGAUUCAAAUAGUCAACUAAUAAUUUAGCUUGGAAAAUGUGUCAGUCAACUGCAUAGUGUUAGGGCAAACAUCAAUAUGCGCACCCAUUGGUGUCCCAAGGACCACUUUUGGAAAACACUGCACAAAAAAAAUCUACAUUUGUUAGUUUUCUUCCAGACCUAAAUAUUUGACUUCUGAUGUGAUUCAAGCACUGACAUGGACUCUCAAAAUGCAAUAUAUAUUUUUUUAUCUCUAAACAAUUGUACUUUUGAUAAUGAAAAACUAAAACUCUAAAACCAUAAAAUAAACAUUUUGAAAACAUAAUUUUGGAAAAUCUAAAACAUAACUUGGGGGCCCACCUUAGCAUUGUUUAUUAACCAAUAUUUUACCAGGAAUAUUGACAGAGAACAGUGUACUACUUUAUCUUCUACACUUACAACUUGGGGAAGAGUUUCACGGGAGAGAAGAAAAGGACAUUCCUAUUUGAAAGCUAGAAUAAAAUGAUUGGCUUAAGACAUGUUUCUUUUUUUUAAGGAGCUCUCAUGCUAGAAAAGGUUGUAGACCCCCAUCGAGAGAAUAUAGUAGACGGUUGCUGUAAAAAAGUGAUUGAUCAGUUUUUCCUGUGUUUGUCCUAUUAAGGACAUCCUGUUCGGAUGUUCUCACGCUAUUUAGGGUGUGCUUAUGUAACUUGAUAGUGCAGCUGUUUCUUUGAACUAAAGCAAAUGUUUGAAAAACAUUUUUUUGCCUGAUUGUGUGGUGUAGUGACCUUCUUGAACUUAAAGAAAAUGUGAUUGAAUAUUUGAAACAGUUGG
Molecule: messenger RNA, 6974 nt
Organism: Salvelinus fontinalis (brook trout)
Lineage: Eukaryota; Metazoa; Chordata; Actinopteri; Salmoniformes; Salmonidae
Exons: 16
Coding region: 1-3402 (1133 amino acids)
Source: RefSeq, a predicted model, not a curated record